CUUGGACAUCACAUAUUGAAUUUCAAAAGGUUUAUCCGGCCAAAUUAUCCGGAUAUCCACAGUUCCGACGACAUCGUGAGGAUGAUGAUGGAUGACUUUGAUGCGAUUGACACGGUCGAAGAGCAGUUCGUCUUAGAAGGUCACGAGGAAGGUGUGGCCGAAGGACGCCGUCUUGGCUUCCUCGAGGGCAAAGACUUGGGCGAGGUCAAAGGGUAUGAAAUUGGGUCCGAGGUCGGGUUCUACUAUGGGUGCUACAUGCUGUGGAGUGAAAUGAUUCGAACAAGACCAAACGAACUGCCAGCGAGAGCUGAAAAAUCCAUCAAGUCGUUGGGGAACCUGAUCGAAUUGUACAAAUUGGAGAACAGCCUGGAUGAGAAGAUCUUGAUGGAGUUGCAAUUGAUUCGAGCUAAAUUCAAGGUGGUCACGGCCAUCCUUGGGCAAAAGCACCUCGUGUUCAACGAAACCACCGUGUUGGAGCACAAGAACAUGUCGUUUUAGCUUAUAUCGUCGCUGCCCAUGAUUGGGUUGUCAAGUUCCAAGGCGAUUGUUUGUCGGCGGCCAAGUGAUAUGUGUGUGGUGGCAACAAGCUCAGUGGCAACAAGCUCGUCAUGUGGAAAUAUACAAGAUACGUAGUCGAUUACAGAUCCUGGGUUGCCACCAGUGCAAGUUUGUAGCCCGACGCGCCAAACCCUACCGACGAGUUAAACUAUUCAAGCAAGGUUGGUUUGUGUGUG
Messenger RNA from Aphanomyces astaci, 734 nucleotides. RefSeq lists its product as hypothetical. The transcript is spliced from 5 exons. The record is from RefSeq and is a predicted model, not a curated record. The coding region runs from base 82 to 498 and encodes 138 amino acids. Lineage: Eukaryota; Oomycota; Saprolegniomycetes; Saprolegniales; Verrucalvaceae.